UUUUCUCCGUUUUUUUCCACAAAUUAACAAAUUUUGCAUUAGCAAUAGAAACACAAAAAAAGUCAUACUCAUAGUUUUACACAUUUUUAAUUUAAUUGUUGCAAACAAAAUAAAAAGUAAAAGUUGUUUGUAUGUGAGGGCAAACUGUGACUGUUCAGGAACAGUAUGUACAAUGCCAAUUAUAUGGAUGGCGUACCAGUUAAGAUAGCCGAAAAAUAUAAACCUCCUCCUCCUAUCUAUAAACUGCCACAAUCAUUGGCAAACAAAUUGAAUUUGGAAGAAAACUAUUAUCGGAAUUGCCCAGUGUUUUCAUACGAUUUGCAACUCGAGCAGAAGGCCUUGUCAAAAAUUGAACAAUGGAAACGUAUACGUCAGCGUAAUAAGGAACUGAGAAGGGAGCGAAUCUCGAGAAGGGAACAGCAACGUAAACGGGAGGAUGAAGAUAGACAAAAGAAUCUACUUUAUAGCGUAUCAUAUCCUAGUACAGAUGACCUAUCCUCGGGGGAGGAAGAAGAAAAAGUAGAAAUGGAUAUGAAAUGCAGAAAGAAUGGUACAGGCAUUUUAGAAUCCAAACAAACGGCACCGCAGAUUUGUGUGACGGAAACGGUGAAUAGCUUCCAUAAUAUAUUGCAACCGACAGUAUUGUCUUAUAAUAGCAGCUCUAGUAAUUCUAAUAGCACUCUGGCGAAUUCAUUCAAUUACAAAGAUUUUGAGGAUGAUACAUCCUCUCCCUUUGAUAAUAUUGAAUUGAAAACCAUUAAUGACUUGGACGUAUUGGCCCAAGUUUUACACAAUACCCAAAUAAAAUCUCCAGCCGAUGAACUAAUCAAUGAAAGUCCUAAUAAUGUAUACCCUGAGCAGAAACAGAUCACGCAAAUUCAUACGGAUUCGUUAAAAACAGCGGAAAACAUUCCAAAACCUAAUAAUAAUUUACCCAGAUUCAACUAUGAUCUUAACUCUACUCAGGGAGCGUUAACUGAGCUCAGGGACCAUCACACAAUAUCUAUGUCUGCAAUACAAUAUAAUGCCAACUUGCCUGCUCCCACUACGUCGCCUCAACACCAAUAUAAUGGACUAACCAAUUCGAAUAAUUAUUAUAAUUACCAAUCAAAUCAUGGCAACCAAAAUACCAAUAAAGUAGAUUCAGAAAAUCCUAUGCCAUAUAACAGAUUACAGGCGUUAAUGGAGGACCAAGUGACCAAAUCGAAAAGUGUGCCGGAUAUUUUAAAAGAACUGCGUGAUGAAGUUCGAAACUCAGAAAUUAGAAGAUACAAAAAUUGUAGUUACAAUACGGAAGAAUCUACUGAAAACAUUGAAGCAACAACAAAAAUUAAUGAUACUGAUACUGAGAAGGAAGAUAUAUUAAGUAAAUUGGAUAGUAAAGCCAAGCAACUAGUUGAUCAAAUAAGUGCAAUGGGAUUUCCUUAUAAACGUGUAGCAAGAAUUGUUCAACUUGUGGGAACUGAUGAUAAAAAGGUUAUUGAGCAUCUAAUACCCCUAAGUGAACUUGUGGACUUGGGAUUUGAAGAAAGUAAAAUAUCUGAUGCGUUAAUACGUAAUGAAAAUAAUAAAAAUAAAGCUUUGGACGAUUUAAUUUCAUAGUUAUAUGUGAAGAAGAUGAUGUUGAUCAAUCAUUCUUAUUCAGACGCGUUUUCAAAACAUUGAAACUUGUUAGAACUCACUACUAAAUACAAUGUUAUUUUUUUUAAAAAAAAAGCUUAUUAGAAUCAUACUUUGAAAGAUAUUUUUGUUAAUUUGAAAUGAUUUGCAUGCAGUCCACUACAAAUUUUCAUUGCAGUAUGUAAUUUAAUGAACUGCAUCUUUUUAACAAAAUAUAAUAAAUAAUACAAAUAUAUAAAUAUCGUAUUUCUUUACAAGAUUGUUUAA
Calliphora vicina (urban bluebottle blowfly) is the source of this 1887-nucleotide messenger RNA. RefSeq lists its product as uncharacterized. The transcript has 3 exons. Lineage: Eukaryota; Metazoa; Arthropoda; Insecta; Diptera; Calliphoridae. Gene Ontology annotation, cellular component: ESCRT I complex. Gene Ontology annotation, biological process: ubiquitin-dependent protein catabolic process via the multivesicular body sorting pathway. The record is from RefSeq and is a predicted model, not a curated record. The coding region runs from base 166 to 1602 and encodes 478 amino acids. Gene Ontology annotation, molecular function: ubiquitin binding.